Molecule: messenger RNA, 2412 nt
Organism: Thalassophryne amazonica
Lineage: Eukaryota; Metazoa; Chordata; Actinopteri; Batrachoidiformes; Batrachoididae
Product: extracellular calcium-sensing receptor-like
Exons: 6
Coding region: 16-2412 (798 amino acids)
Biological process (GO): G protein-coupled receptor signaling pathway
Cellular component (GO): membrane
Molecular function (GO): G protein-coupled receptor activity
Source: RefSeq, a predicted model, not a curated record
CACAUCAAUCCAGGAAUGAUGCACUGUGACGGAUUGGACCCAGGGGAGCUCCAGUAUGCAUAUACCAUGAUUUUUGCAAUAGAAGAGAUCAACAACAGCUCAGAGUUGCUGCCAGGAGUCACACUGGGCUACAGAAUCUUUGACUCAUGUCCGAGCAUCCCGCUGUCAAUCAGAGCUUCAUUGAACCUGAUGAACCAGUAUGAAAAUGAGGAAAGCAGCUGUGACCAUUUUUCAACUGUACAUGCUGUGAUCGGGGAUACCACAUCCACCUCUACCAUUGGCAUUGCGCGCACCAUGGGGCCCUUCCGCAUACCUGUUAUCAGCCAUUCAGCCACCUGUGCAUGUCUUAGCAAUAGAAGAAACUACCCGUCUUUCUUCAGAACCAUACCCAGUGACUCUUAUCAGAGUAAAGCCCUGGCAAAGUUGGUAAAACACUUUGGUUGGAGCUGGGUGGGAACAAUCAGGACCAACAGUGACUAUGGCAAUGGUGGCAUGUCAACGUUUCUGAGAGCAGCUGAAAAGGAAGGCAUUUGUGUUGAAUACUCAGUGGCCAUUUACCGAACAGACCCCAGGAAGUGGUUCUUGAGGGUGGUGGACAUCAUUAAAGCCUCCACCUCUAAAGUUAUAGUUGCCUUCACGGAUGGCACAGAUCUUGACAUUCUUAUUAAAGAGCUCUAUGUUCAGAAUGUGACCGGCCUGCAGUGGGUGGGUAGUGAAGGAUGGAUCACUUACCGCUACAUCGCUUCUCCGGUAAAUUAUGCAGUAGUUCAGGGAGCAGUGGGUUUUGCUCCACUUAAUGUGGACAUCCCUGAACUACAAGAGUUUUUAGCUAACAGCAAGCCUUCCACCAUACUAGGGGACCAUGGAUUAGUGGAAUUGUGGGAGAUGGUAUUUAGUUGCAAACUGAGUCCGCAAGCAGACAGUCAUGGUCAAACUUCAGUUUCAGCCUGCACUGGAAAUGAGUCUCUGAAGAACACCAGCUCACGCUUCACAGAUGUCUCAGAUGCAAGCUUGCUGAAUAAUAUCUACAAGGCCACAUAUGCUGUAGCUCAUGCACUUCACCUGUCACUCACGUGCCAAGAUGGACAAAGCCCUUUUCAGGGCAACAUCUGUGCAAAAAAGGAAAAUUUAAAACCAUGGCAGGUGCUACAUUACCUGACGCAAGUAAAUUUCACCACAAAGAUAGGUGAAAGUGUUUUCUUUGAUGAGCUGGGUGAUCCUGUGGCACACUAUGAACUGGUAAACUGGCAGAUGGAUGAGACCGGUUUCAUACACUUUGAGACCAUCGGAUACUUUGACGCUUUUCGCCCUGAAGGCCAACAGUUCCAAAUGAAAGCAGGCAUGAAAGCAAUCUGGGCUAAAGAGAACCCAGAGGUUCCAAAGUCUGUGUGCAGUCAGAGCUGUGUUCCAGGGACCCGCCAAGCUUUUAUUCAAGGAAAACCAAUUUGCUGUUUUGAUUGUAUUACCUGUGCCGAUGGAGAGUUCAGCAACAGUACAAAUGCAGUGAAAUGUGACAAAUGUCCUCCAGAGUACAAGUCCAAUCAAGAAAAGAAUAAUUGUGACUUGAAAGCUAUUGAGUUUCUCACCUUCCGUGAAGUGAUGGGUACACUCUUGGUCACCUUUUCUGUUUUUGGUGUCUUCCUGGCAUUGGCGGUAGCACUGAUAUUUUUCCUCUACAGGCACACUCCAAUUGUCCGUGCUAACAACUGUGAGCGGAGCUUCCUGCUGCUCUUCUCCUUGUCUCUCUGUUUCUUGUGUUCUCUAACCUUCAUAGCCCAACCAUCUGAGUGGUCCUGCAUACUGCGACAUACAGCAUUCGGGAUUACCUUUGUCCUUUGUAUGUCUUGUGUUCUGGGGAAAACGAUGGUGGUGUUAAUGGCCUUCAGAGCCACACUUCCAGGUAGCAAAGUCAUGAAAUGGUUUGGACCUGCACAGCAGAGACUCAGCGUUCUGGCUUUCACUCUGAUACAGGUUAUCAUUUGCAUCCUUUGGCUAGCAAUGAACCCGCCAUUUCCUUUUAAGAACACAAAACAGUAUAAGGAGAAGAUUAUUCUUGAGUGUGCUCUGGGGUCACCCAUAUGGUUCUGGGCUGUGUUGGGAUACAUUGGAUUCUUGGCUAUGCUGUGUUUUGUACUUGCCUUUCUUGCUCGGAAACUGCCUAAUAAUUUCAAUGAGGCUAAAUUUAUUACCUUCAGCAUGGUGAUAUUUUGUACAGUCUGGAUCACCUUUAUCCCAGCAUAUGUCAGCUCUCCUGGGAAGUUCAGUGUGGCUGUAGAGAUAUUUGCUAUUUUAGCAUCAAGUUAUGGAAUGCUAUUUUGUAUUUUUUUGCCAAAAUGUUACAUCAUUUUGCUGAAACCUCAGAAUAACACAAAAAAGCAUUUAAUGGGUCAUUCUAACCCCAGAGCCUUAUAA